Oncorhynchus gorbuscha (pink salmon) is the source of this 1037-nucleotide messenger RNA. RefSeq lists its product as uncharacterized. The record is from RefSeq and is a predicted model, not a curated record. The coding region runs from base 306 to 1037 and encodes 243 amino acids. Lineage: Eukaryota; Metazoa; Chordata; Actinopteri; Salmoniformes; Salmonidae. The transcript is spliced from 5 exons.
UCUAGUGGACGGGACAGGAAGCUUCUUCAACCGCGACAAAAGGCUUCUGAUUUAACCACGCUGUGCUUUGCUAGCAAACCUAAAACCGAAACAUUGGAGCUCUUUAAACCGUUCUUGUGUAUAUUACUCUUAGUGUUUUCAACAUAAUUCUGUUUACAUAUCUACGGGUUCAUUUAAACGUAAUUUGCUUGUUAAAUUGGCAAAUGUGUUACAUUGAUACUGCACUAGGCUAAUCUCCCGGAGCAUAAACUCACUAAUCUAGACGGAGAAAGAAACUGGUGAAAGGAGGCAAAGAGGCUUGAAGAAUGAAUAAGGAGGCUGUCACAUUGAAACAAGAGGAUGAUAUUACAGUGAAAGAGGAAUAUGGGAACGAGGUUGUCAAAGUGGAAAAAGAGGUAGAAGCUUUCAGAAUCAAAAAGGAGAAAGAUGCCGUAAAAUUGAAAGAGGAGGAUAUCUCAAUAAAAGAGGAAGACGUUUUGGGAGUGAAAAAUGAGACUGAAGAUCCGAUUACCACCAGAGAGAGACAUGACUAUUGUGGAUCCUCUGGGGAGCCUCAACAACAUCCUGAUGCUGACGAGUCAGAGAAGAGUCUCUCCAGAUCAGAACACCAGAUGGACAACACUAGCCCCUCCUCCCUCCCGGAGUCCCCGUUUCGUACCUCUUCCGGUAGCACCUUACUGCUGGGUAUGAAGAGGUUGUCUGUGCUGCUGGUGGACUGCAGGAAAACAACGGGGCUGAGUGGAACUGUGAGAGGAGGAGAAGAGAAGAAAGGAUCAGAUUUGACUCAUCAAAAAAUUGACCAGGAGAGUGACACAGAAGGAAUGGAUGAGGACUCUGUGAGUGACCAGAGUUUUGAUUCCAGCGCGGAAGAAAUGUUUUUGGAAGGAAAAGAUCCACUUUUAGAUCAUCCCUCCGAUUCUGAUUGGGAGCCCCCACUGCCAAGGUGCCCAUCCCCGACAGGAGCUGGAUCAUCUAGCCGGACCCCUGCUGUCUCCGGCUCCACACCUACCCCGCCCUGCCAGGUGGGAAGUCUGUGA